UCCGAGGGGCACUCGCGGUGAGCUGAGAGCCUAGCGAUGGAUAAGGACCCAGCCAGCCGGGUUUCUGAGGAGGAGGAAGAGGAGGGUUCAGAGGGUAGGGGGGCGGAAGCCCCAGUGAGCACCGAGUCCUGGCCCAGGGUCGACCUGGAGGAAUGGGAGUGGCGGAGCCUGUUGAGAACUGAGGUGGCCGGUCAGGGGAGCCGGGAGGCGGCGGGUCCCGCGGGGGCCGCCCCAGAGGAGCGACGGGAGGCGGGCCUCGGGGUGGCUCCGGAGGCGGCGGAGCCGGAGUCGGCGAGCUCCGACGGCCCCAGCGGAGAGGAGGCGGCGGGCGUAGAGCCCGGGUCGCCGAGGGGCGGGGAGAUGGCGGCCCAGGAGGACUGGAGGCGGGCAGAGGGGCGGAGAGAGAGCGAAGGAGCGCUCGGGAAAGGCCCGCAACGGGAGGUCAGUAGUGGAAAGAGCCCGGACCGGCGCAGCCAGGGGGAGAAGCAGGGCAAGCUCCGGGACAGGUACUGGGAGGCCUACUGGGAAAGGGGCAGGGAGCGCUACCGGCAGAAGAAAUCGAAGCGCAGGCCCAAGGGCGCGGGGCAGGUGCAGGGGGGCAAGGUCGAGUGGAAGUACCAGCUGGAGAGGAAGUCCAACUGGCUGCAGAGCACGGGAUUCGUGGAGUCUGUGGAGGAGGACAAGUCCUCGCCCUGCAGGGAGAGUCCCGACAUCUUCAAGGUCCGGGUGUCGGACGCGCAGUUCCGGCAGCCGGCAAUCAGAUUCAGUAUCCGCCCCACGCCUUCUCGUCGCCUGUCGCAGCGGCCGGUUGGGAGCUGCCUCUCCGGCCUCAGUGUCAUGAACGAGCUAGCGAAGAUGGGUGACCCGAACCUCCUGGAGAUGGUGCAGGAGGAAGGGAGAGCAGUUACUAGAGAAAUAGAUCCCAGUCUACAAACAACAGAGAGCAUGAGUAGCAGAGAGACCAAUUUACUCAUCAAUGAAGAAUCAAUGCCUGCAAAACGGUACAAUUUGUUCCUGCGGCGGCGUCUUAUGUUUCAAAAAAAUGAGCAAAGCAAAGAUUCUAUCUUCUUUCGAGAUGGGAUUAGGCAAAUUGAUUUUGUACUUUCCUAUGUUGAUGACUUAAGGAAAGAUGCGGAAAUAAAAGCGGAAAGAAGAAAAGAAUUUGAGCAAAAUCUCCGAAAAUCAGGUCUUGAAUUGGAAAUUGAAGACAAGAGGGACUCUGAAGAUGGAAGGACUUACUUUGUCAAGAUCCAUGCUCCUUGGGAGGUAUUAGUUACUUAUGCUGAAGUAUUGGGAAUCAAAAUGCCUAUUAAGGAGAGUGAUGUUCCCCGAAAUGAGGACACUCCAUUGACCUAUAUGCUUUCGGCUGUGAAACUUCCAGCGAGUGUGAAGUAUCCUCAUCCUGAAUAUUUCACUGCCCAGUUCAGCAGACAUCGUCAAGAGCUCUUCCUCAUUGAUGAUCCAUCAACUUUCUUUCCAUCCUCGGCAAGAAACAGAAUUGUUUACUAUAUUCUUUCACGGUGCCCUUUUGGCAUAGAAGAUGGGAAGAAAAGGUUUGGGAUUGAAAGACUGCUAAAUUCUAGCACUUACUUAGCUGCCUACCCCCUCCAUGAUGGCCAAUAUUGGAAGCCAUCAGAACCUCCCAAUCCUGUCAAUGAAAGGUAUACACUUCACCAGAACUGGGCACGUUUUUCCUUUUUUUACAAAGAACAACCUUUAGAUUUGAUAAGGAAUUAUUUUGGAGAAAAAAUUGGUAUCUAUUUUGCCUUUCUUGGAUUUUACACAGAAAUGCUAUUCAUUGCAGCUGUAGUUGGCUUAGCUUGUUUCUUUUAUGGCUUAAUGUCAAUGCAAGAAAACCUAAGUAGCAUUGAAAUCUGUGACCCAGAGAUUGGAGGUAAGCUGAUCAUGUGUCCUCUCUGUGACACAUUGUGUGAUUUUUGGAGACUAAAUUCUACAUGCUUGGCAUCAAAGUUUUCCCAUUUAUUUGAUAACGAGUCAACAGUGUUCUUUGCAAUAUUCAUGGGAAUUUGGGUCACACUAUUUUUGGAGUUUUGGAAACAGCGACAAGCCACAUUGGAAUACCAGUGGGACUUGGUGGACUUUGAGGAGGAACAGCAACAGCUUCAACUGAGACCUGAAUUUGAAGCUAUGUGUAAACACAGAAAAAUGAAUACAGUGACCAAGGAGAUGGAACCUCAUAUGCCUCUAUGGAAUCGUAUACCAUGGUAUGUUUUAUCGGGAGCCACAGUGACGUUAUGGAUGACUCUUGUCGUCGCCUGUAUGGUAGCUGUAAUUGUGUACCGCCUGUCAGUCUUUGCUACAUUUGCUAGUUUUAUUCAAAGUGAAGCAUCCUUACAGCCUGUCAGAAGUUUUCUUACUCCCCAGUUAACCACAGCACUCACAGGAUCAUGCUUGAACUUUAUUGUCAUCUUGAUCUUGAAUUUCUUUUAUGAAAAGAUAUCUGCCUGGAUUACAAAAAUGGAGAUUCCUCGAACUUACCAGGAGUACGAGAGCAGUCUGACCUUGAAAAUGUUCCUGUUUCAGUUUGUAAAUUAUUACUCAUCCUGCUUCUACGUGGCUUUCUUUAAAGGGAAGUUUGUGGGUUAUCCUGGACAAUACACAUAUUUGUUUAAAACUUGGAGAAGUGAAGAGUGUGAUCCUGGAGGCUGUCUAAUCGAACUGACGACUCAGUUGACCAUCAUAAUGACUGGGAAACAGAUUUGUGGAAACAUUAAAGAAGCAAUUUUCCCCUUGAUUUUGAAUUGGUGGAGACGCCGAAAAUCUCGCACCAACUCAGAAAAACUAUACAGCCGAUGGGAGCAAGAUCAUGACCUUGAAAGUUUUGGCCACCUUGGGUUAUUCUAUGAAUACUUAGAAACAGUUAUCCAGUUUGGAUUUGUCACACUAUUUGUGGCUUCUUUUACUUUGGCUCCUCUUCUUGCUCUUAUGAAUAAUAUUAUAGCAAUCCGAGUAGAUGCCUGGAAGCUUACUACUCAGUACAGGAGACCUGUAGCUGCUAAAGCUCAUAGCAUAGGUGUUUGGCAAGAUAUUCUAUUUGGAAUGGCUGUUCUUUCUGUUGCAACUAAUGCUUUCAUUGUUGCAUUUACGUCGGACAUCAUUCCCCGUGUUGUCUACCACUAUGCUUAUUCAAUAAAUAUCACUCAUCCUUUACAAGGAUAUGUCAAUAACAGUUUGUCCAUAUUCCUGACAGCUGAUUUCCCAAAUCACACUUUACCUGUGGAUAAACGAGACUUCACCACUUGCAGGUAUAGAGAUUACAGACAUCCCCCUGAUCACACAGAUAAAUAUCUUCAUAAUAAGCAAUUCUGGCAUGUCCUUGCUGCCAAGAUGACCUUCAUCAUACUUAUGGAACACAUUGUAUUUUUGUUUAAAUUUUUAUUGGCCUGGAUGAUACCUGAUGUUCCAAAAGACGUUGUGGAUAGAAUCAAGCGAGAAAAAUUAAUGACUGUCAAGAUUCUCCAUGAAUUUGAGCUCAACAAAUUAAGAGAGGACUUGGGAGUCCAGCCUAGUGAACUUCAGAAGCAUGUGAUGAUUGAGGCAAACAAAGCAAAACAGGCUAAAAGAACAAUCUAAUCAACCUAAUGAGCAAGCAACUGAGUGGCUGUCUCACUUCACUCUUUUUCCCUAGGAUUAGAGCUAGAGACCAGAAGCCCCUCUUUUUUCACUCAAGGUUUAUAUAUAUAUAUAUAUACUUUUAUAUAUAUACUUUUAGAGGCCAACUUGUUGAUGUCUGAAGAGUAUCACUCUCUGCAUCUUGACUGGGCCCUCCCUGGGUAUUGCUGUCUGAGGUCCUAUAAAUGAUUGCUGAAAGUGCAUGUAGAAUCACAAUUUUGGAAAAUCAUGGAGUGUUGCAGAUUAGAAUGAAGCACUGGACAUGGGCUGUUCCAUCAACUUUCCAGUCCUCUGCACAUUUUUGUGGUCUUCUAUUGGGUAGCUUUAUAUCUAUUUCCCAUCAAGAAAAAUGUUGGGACAAAAAGAAAAGGAGCAAAGAGACCUUCUGAGCCAUUCAUAUCCUGUCAUUUUAAAAAUAUGCAAAUGGAAAACCACAAUCAGAUGACUUAAGAGAACUCAUCUCUUAAAAAAUAUGGGAUAAAUAGCAGGGAAAUUGUUCCUGAAAUUGUCCUGUGUGAGUUAAAAUUCCAUCCGAAUUCCAGAUAGUCCUUCCAGGUAAAUACAGAAUUCAUUUUUUCAGGAGACUAAAUUUGUGAGUUUCAGGAAAAGACUAAAUGCUCAGUUCUUAAAGACGGUAUUUCAGUAACAGUAUUUUCAAAACUGUUUAUUGUGUUAAUCUGGAAAACACAUUAGUGAGGUGUUAAAUUGCUUCAAAUCUUCAGGUAAAUGAAAGAUAGUCUAGAGAAGUAAAUAUGUUUUCUUAGUAGUUAAAGAAUGCAAUGCAAUGUAUAGGAAUUAAUUUGUUGACCUUAAUUUAGAAAAUUGAAUUAUUUUUUAAAAUCAUUUUUCUUCUGGAAUGCCUGUUUUGCAUCAUGAAGUCUCUCUGAGCAAUACAUAUUUGUAUACCUUAGGUUUAAGUAAUUUAUGAAAUGUGAUCACUUUGCUUUAAAACAAUCCCAGAUCUUUUAAUGAAUUUACAAUAUAUUUUCUACUGAUGUGUCACCUUAUAUGUUUCUUAGUGCCUUCUUUUUAUGCCAAACUUACUUGAAGUCAUAUUAUUGGCUGUUGAUUUGAUGUUAUGUAACAUCUCAAAUGAAAGCUUCUUUAGAGCAUUUGUUGAUAACAAAAACUGCAGAGUUUAACUCCA
Messenger RNA from Oryctolagus cuniculus (rabbit), 4780 nucleotides. It is a transcript of the gene ANO5, whose product is annotated as anoctamin 5. Gene Ontology annotation, molecular function: chloride channel activity; protein dimerization activity. Gene Ontology annotation, biological process: chloride transmembrane transport. The record is from RefSeq and is a predicted model, not a curated record. Gene Ontology annotation, cellular component: plasma membrane. Lineage: Eukaryota; Metazoa; Chordata; Mammalia; Lagomorpha; Leporidae.